Molecule: messenger RNA, 3036 nt
Organism: Carassius gibelio (silver crucian carp)
Lineage: Eukaryota; Metazoa; Chordata; Actinopteri; Cypriniformes; Cyprinidae
Product: synaptoporin-like
Exons: 6
Coding region: 141-1001 (286 amino acids)
Cellular component (GO): synaptic vesicle membrane; synaptic vesicle
Source: RefSeq, a predicted model, not a curated record
GUUACUCGGCUCUUUCCGUAAGUAGCAGCGAUUGCAGCCGAUUCCCCGCUCCGCGCUCGCGACUCUGGCACAUCACUCAUCUAGUGUUGUUUUGGUCUUGACCUAUCCUACUUACAAGCUCAUUUCUCUCAAACAAGAAAAUGGAAACCGCUAAUCAGAUUGUGUCACUUGGGACAUUCCAAUUGCUUAAAUUACCUUUGGGAUUUAUCCGCGUUCUGGAAUGGCUUUUUGCCAUCUUUGCAUUUGCAACAUGUGGAGGCUACUCUGGGCAACUGCGGGUUAGUGUGGACUGCAUCAACAAGUCCGACAGCAACCUCAGUAUUGGGAUCAACUUCGCUUACCCAUUCAGGUUGAACCGGGUGGAUUUUGACGUCCCGAUGUGUGAGGGAAGGAGGCAAGAGCGGCUUUACCUGAUUGGAGACUUUUCCUCCUCUGCCGAGUUCUUCGUCACCAUCGCUGUGUUUUCCUUUCUGUACUCCCUGAUGGCCACUGUGGUCUACAUCUUUUUCCAGAACAAGUACCGCGAAAACAACCGUGGACCUCUCAUUGACUUCAUAGUGACGGUGGUGUUCUCAUUCAUGUGGUUGGUGAGCUCAUCUGCCUGGGCAAAAGGUCUUUCAGAUGUAAAGGCGGCAACAGAUCCGGAUGAGGUGGUUCUGCUCAUGUCUGCAUGUAAGGUGCAGACCAACAAGUGCAGCUCAGUUUAUGGACCCAGAUGGUCUGGCCUGAAUACAUCUGUGGUAUUCGGUUAUUUAAACUUCGUGCUUUGGGCUGGAAACAUCUGGUUUGUGUUUAAAGAGACUGGAUGGCACAAGGGAGGUGCAGUAAGGUACCCUGCCUCAUCCUCAGAAAAACAAGCCACGGCCUUCAACCAACAGGUCUACAAUCAGGGAAGCUUUGAUCAAUCAGGAGGUGCUUUUACUGGAACAGGGGAUUUCGCCCAAUCAGAGUACAGCCAGGUGGGAAAUUAUGGUGGGCCCAUCUCCUACACCAAUCAGUAACAACCUCUGCCUCUUAGUAAUCCCUUAAUACAGGGCACCCAUGUCUUAGGGCAAAGUUCAACACUGAGCACAUGAGAAGAAGGAAAAGAUUAGUUUAAUAGAUAGAUCAAUAAGCAUCCUUUAUUCCUGAUUAUAUAAAUAAAUAAAGGCUUGUUUGUCCAGAAUAUUAAUAUGUUUAUAAAACGAAUGACAGGGAUCUUCAUAUGUAUGGUCUUUUAAUUUAACUGCCUGUAAAUGUCACUGAAAUAUCACUGUUUACUGAACAAAAGUCAUUACAUCCAAAUGUGAAGAGCAAUGCAAUAGUUCUUGCAAAGAACACUGCAAAUCCAUUGGUUUUAAUGGAGACGGUGCUCCUGAAGGACGAGAAAUAAUGAAGAGUUUACAAAAGUGACAUAACAUCACUUAGACCAAACUUAUUAAGAGACACUCCAUAUGUAAUUUAAAUAGUGUUCCUGCUGGACCAUAUGUUUCCACAAGUUUAAAAUGAUUCCUAUUCAUCCGAGCUUUUUCAAGUGUGUAGGCAACCUUAGAAUCAACAUGAAUUGAUGUUUGCAACCUAAUUUACUUCCAGAAGGUGAAAUAUUUGACAUAAUGAAAUAAUGAAUAUGAAGUUGCUAAAAUAACAGCUAUUCAGUCACUGGCUAAACCCAUCCACUAUUGAUCAACACCGGAAAGUCGUUUCAGAGGCAGAACAAAUUAUAACAUUUUCAUCCAUUUUCAUCCAAGUUACUAAGACAAACCUUUUCAAACUAUUUUUUUAAAAUAACAUUUACAGAUUAAUCAUUCAUGAUAAGAGCAUAAUUGUGCAUUAAGAAAGUAAAUGAGGUCUGUUUUGAUUUCAUGUUGAUUUUUAAAGAAAUAGCUCAAGCAAAAACUCAUCCUCGGGCCAUCCAAGAUGUCGACGAGUUAGUUUUUUUAUCGGAACAGAUUUGGAGAAAUGUAGCAUUAUUUAGAAGUGAAUGGGUGCCGUCACAAUGAUAGUUCAAACAGCUUUUGUCACAGUAAUCAACAAGUAAUCCACACGACUCCAGUCAAUCAAUUAACGUCUUAUGAAAUGAAAAGGAAAAAUGACAAUGACAACAAGGGAUUGACUUUUCAGGUGUUAUUAUGGAUUAUGGACUGGUAUUUUGACCAGAAUCAAUGCUUUAAAGUUAAAACAGCUCAUUGAUGGAUUUCUAACUUACACAUUGUUUACACAUAGCUUUUCGCUUUCCAAGAUAUUAAUUAAUGGACUUGAGUUGUGUGUAUCACUUGUGGAUUAUUGUGAUAUUUUUAUCAGCUGUUUGUCGGCUGACGGCACCCAUUCAUAUACAUUGGUGAUUAAGUGAUGUAAUGCAAAAUUUCUUCAAAUCUUUUCUGAUCAAGAAACAGAUGCAUCUACAUCUUAGAUUGCCUGAGGGUAAGUUUUCAGAAAUGUUUCAUUUUUGGGUGACCUGUUCCUUUAAGUGUACCUGUCCUAAUGGUAUGACGCAGGUGUUUGUAAUUGACAUUAUAUAACAGAUUUCUGUUUUCAUUUGUCAGUAUAGAUGUUAAGUUACUGUUUGUCUGGUUUCCCCAUGUCAUGCUAGUGCUCGUUGGCUUGGUGUUUGCACUACUGUGUUUCCACAUUUAUAUGGCUCUUUAAUGUUUGCACUGUAUUGAUGAACUGCAUGAAGUUGUGCCAUAUUAACCUGGUUUAAGUUUGUAUAUAAUUUCUAUCCUCACUAACAACAGGGUCAUACCAUCUGUUCUGUGACCUUUAUUAUGAUCACAAGGUGAUUGAAAUACAAUCAACACUUAAUUAUCUUACAUUUUUAUGUGUUUUCUUCUUCCUCAACUGGUCUUUUUAAAUGCAUGAGGCUUUAUUAACCACAAAGGCUAUAGAGCAAAACAAACAAACAAAAAAAUGUCAAUACGUUAAUGUUCUGAUUGCUGUUGCAUUUUAAUGUGAAUGGGUUUCUGUCUUGAUAUACAGUAAUUGCAUUUUCAAUCAGUGGGUGUGAAUGCUUUGAUGCACUUUGUGCAAGGCAAUAAAGAUAUUGUACAUUCCUCUAGA